AAAAAGAAUAAGUUAUUAAAUUCAUAAUUAUUAAUGGACACACCUAUAGGUAAAGAUCUCACGAAUUCUGUCAUCGGCAAAGUUUACAAAUUGAUCAAGAGAAUAGGAAGUGGAGCUUUUGGGGAAAUUUACCAAGUAGCCAAGGGAAAGGAGGAAUAUGCAAUGAAAUUGGAAAGAAGCGAUAAUAAGCAUCCUCAAUUGUUUUUUGAAGCCAAAUUGUAUUCAUAUUUACAAGGCUCUGAUCAUAGUGAUAAAGGUAUUUGAAGGGUUAAUUAAAAGUUAGGAAUCCCUAGAAUAUAUGCUUAAGGAACAGACGGUGAUUAUAAUUACAUCGUCAUUGAUUUAUUGGGUUAGAGUCUUGAAGACCUGUUCAACAAGCAUAAUAAAAGAUUAUCUCUAAAGACUGUAAGCAACUCUAAUUAAUAAUUAGGUCUUGAUGCUUGGAGAUUAGAUGAUUUAACGAAUUGAAUUCAUCCAUUAGAAUAAAUUCCUUCAUCGCGAUAUUAAGCCUGAUAAUUUCCUCAUUGGGUUGGGCUAGAAGGCAGUUAGAAUCUACCUCUUAGAUUUUGGAUUAGCCAAAAGAUAUUAAACAAAGGAAGGACAUAUCCCAUACAGAGAGGGAAAGAGUCUAACUGGAACUGCCAGAUAUGCAUCUAUCAAUACACACUUAGGAAUUGAGUAAUCAAGGAGGGAUGACCUAGAGUCUCUUGGUUAUGUCUUAAUGUAUUUAUUAAGAGGAUAGCUUCCUUGGCAAAACAUGAAAGGAAACAAUCAAAAAGAAAAAUAUCAAAGAAUCAUGGAGAAGAAGUUGGAAACAUCUUCUGAUGUAUUGUGUAAAGGAUUUCCUAUUGAAUUAAGUCAAUAUUUGAAUUACUGUAAGCAUUUAAAAUUUGAAGAAAAACCAGAUUAUCUUUAUCUAAGAGGAUUGUUUAAGGUAUGUUGAUGAAAAUACAUUUUAGGAUGCUUUUAAAAAGAUUGGCUUUGAACUUGAUUAAAAGUAUGACUGGAUAAAGGAUGACAAUGUGAUAAAAACUCAGCAGGAUUUGAUGAGUACUGAAAAACAAUAGUUGCAUCAACAGUUGAUUAUGACAUAACCAUUACAAUAAUAACCUCCAAUACUACCAAAGGCGGCAUUGAAUGGGAUAGAUUCUGAGAAGAAAAUAUCAAACACAAACAACUAAUAAUUAAGCACUUAAUAAUUGACUGCAUAAAGAAAAACACUAUAAUAAUAAUAGAUGAAUAAGAUGUCAUCAGUUGAAAAGAAAAGAACUACUUCUUAAAAUAGAUAGCCUAUCCCCUCGAAGGAAAUAGUAAAGCCAGUGACUUAAGUGUUGGCACCAAAAAUAGUCACUACUAAGGAACCUCACAGAAAAUAUUGA
Molecule: messenger RNA, 1379 nt
Organism: Paramecium octaurelia
Lineage: Eukaryota; Ciliophora; Oligohymenophorea; Peniculida; Parameciidae
Source: the annotation of a GenBank genome assembly